Oppiella nova is the source of this 1518-nucleotide messenger RNA. Lineage: Eukaryota; Metazoa; Arthropoda; Arachnida; Sarcoptiformes; Oppiidae. The record is from the annotation of a GenBank genome assembly.
AUUCACUGUGUUUGUUGUGAAGACACGCUUUCAGUGAAUGACAACUCAAUCAAGACUUCAAUUGAAUUCAAUUAUCACUUAAUCGGUUCCCAAAUGUCUGGCAAAUCAUAUAACCGUCCGCUGGAACACAAUGAGUAUCUGAAACUCAAGUAUUUGACACCAAAUGAUGGCAAAGACGAUAAGAAAAAGAGGAUUAAAAUAAAGAAAUCGCUUAAACCUAAGAAUAAGAAAAUCCGCAUCUUUGACGACGACAUAGACCUCAAGCACAUCGACGCCAACGCCAGCGAUGAAGACCUGUAUUUUGGGACCAACGAAGAGAAACCCAUUAUAGCAGAAGUGGUCGACGAAAGACCUCUUCAUAUGAGACGCAAAGACAUCGACAGAAACCGAUGGAAAGCCAUUGAUUCCAAUGUUGAUGAGACGGACAAGAGAUCUAAUGAGAGAUUAAGACAUGAUUCAGACAGUGAUUUGUCUCCCGUUCGCACAAAAGACACCAAAAAACGGGACUCAAGUGUAGGCUCAAGACAUAGAGAUAAUAAGAAAGACAGAGAUUUAUCUCCAAAACGGAGGCGACACGACUCUGACAGUGAUUUAUCACCCGUUAGAUCAGUUGAGACCACAAAACGUAGUAUUAGUCAUAAGGACAACGAUUUAUCUCCAAAACGUAGACGUGAUUCAGACAGUGAUCUCUCGCCACAAAGAGAGACAAAUGGGAGACACAAGCCUUUGUCAAGGCAUCGCUCCAAAGACAUAUCGCCUCCAAGACAGAGAUUGUCAAAAGGUUUAGAUAAUAAGACAUCUGAGAGCCGACACAACUCUGACAGUGACUUAUCUCCACCGAGAGGUCAAAGCGAUGACAAAAAGCCUAAAAAGCGUGAACUGACUCUCGGCGGCAAAAAGGCUGGCCUUUCAGAUGGAAAGUNGUUCUUACGCGAAGAACUGAUGGCCACUAAACGGAAGGAACAAAAACUAUUUGAGUCGAUAAGCGAUGAAAUGUUGGGCAAAAACGCCAAAACCGUUUUCAGAGAUUCAAAAUCUGGACGAAUCCGAAACCUCGAAGAAGAGGCCAAACUUGAGUUCGAGAAGAAUUUAAUUAAAGAUGAAAUUGAAGCCAAAAAGAAAGCCAAAUACGAGAAGUGGUCUAAAGGUGUGGUUCAGACACAACAGCGACAAGAGAAGAGAGAGUCGGAUCUGCACGAGAUGUCCAAACCGUUGGCCCGCUAUGAGGGGGACGUCGACUUGGAUAAGAUGUUACGGGAGAAGGAGCGCGAAGACGACCCGAUGGCGGCUAUGAUCCGCAAGAAUAAAGACGAAGAGAAACUGAUUGACGGAACCGUUAAAGUGAAGCCCAAAUACAAAGGGCCGGCGCCUCCACUCAAUCGCUUCAAUAUAUACCCCGGCUAUCGAUGGGAUGGCGUCGACCGCUCCAACGGCUUCGAGAAGAAGCAUUUCGACCGAAUCGCUAACAAGGAGUCCACUCUUGAGGAGGCGUAUCGGUGGUCCACUCAAGACAUGUGA